Messenger RNA from Blepharisma stoltei, 1746 nucleotides. The record is from the annotation of a GenBank genome assembly. Lineage: Eukaryota; Ciliophora; Heterotrichea; Heterotrichida; Blepharismidae.
AUGGGUGCAAAGUGCUCAUGUCUCAAAGGAGAGCCUUCAGAAGAAAGCCAGCUUCGUAUAGACCACGCUUCCAUCGAAGUUGAAAAACGCCAAGCAAGCAGUAUACUAAGUCAUGAAUCAAUAAUAAAUAAUGCAUCACAGCCUCAAAAAAAUAAUGAGGCUCAGAGAAACAUGCUAAGCCUAGAUUCAAUUGCAACUGACCAAUCUCACCGUCCUUUAACCAUAGCUGACCUCAUAAAGCUUCAAAGUGUACUUCGAGGAUACUGUGAUCGGAAAAAGACAAAAGAAGUUUACACAACUCUAAAGGCUGAUCAAGUCGAAAUGCAGCGAGGAAACCAAAAGGCAGCCUCCGAAUCCCAAUCUCCCUUCUUCAGAGGCUUCAUGCAAAAUGAUAUGCAAAACAUCCCUAUAACACGCACCGAAAUCAGCUUGAUUCCUGAUGGUAAUAUCCCAGAUUACUCAAAUAAUGAAACAAGAGCUGUCCAAUCCAAGCUUGGGAAUUUCAGUCCUUCUCCCCCUCCUAACGAUCAGACUGCCAAAACAAAGCAUGGCCCUGCACAGAUUGAAAAUGGAGCAAUUUAUACAGGGGAAUGGAAUAAUGAUAAACAGAGACAUGGCUAUGGAGUCCAAGUGUGACCUGACGGCUCGAAAUAUGAAGGGUACUGGAUGUUUGACAAAGCAAAUGGGAAAGGAAGACUCACACAUGGAGAUGGAGAUGUCUAUGAAGGAGACUGAAAAGAUGACAAAGCCCAUGGCUAUGGAGUUUAUAUGCACACUGACGGAGCUAAGUAUCAAGGUAAUUGGCAAGAUGAUAAGCAGCAUGGCAAAGGAAUGGAAACUUGGCCUGAUGGAGCUAGAUAUGAAGGAGAUUAUAUCAAUGGCAAAAAAGAUGGCCGAGGCCUUUUCCUUUGGGCCGAUGGGAGCACGUAUGAUGGGGAGUUUCAAGAUAAUAAUAUCCAUGGAAUCGGAAAAUAUACAUGGGGAGACAGCAGAAUUUAUAUAGGAGAGUGAAAGAACAACAAAAUGGAUGGAAAAGGGCUAUUUAAAUGGUCUGAUGGGAGAAGCUACGAAGGUGAGUAUGCUGAAGAUAAGAAACAAGGAUAUGGCACUUUUACUUGGCCAGAUGGAAGGAAAUACCAAGGACUUUGGCUUAAUGGGAAACAGCAUGGAAAAGGUGUUUAUUUCUCUGCACAAUUAAAUUAAAUUAAAUUAAGAGCCUUAAUGAUUUUUAGAUUUGAUGCCUUCAUACGCUUUCGACCAAUGCCAGUCUGUUUAUGGGCGGAAAUUCAGAUGCUAUUUGAACAGUGGUUUUCUCUAGGAGUAGUAAUUUCCAAGAGUUUCGAUGGGUUAGGGAGACACCCUGUCAGUACGCCAUAGGGUUCUAUGGAGAUAGUGUUAGCCCGAUACUUGCGUCGGCCAACUUUGAGAGAGGUGUCUACCAGCCGGAAAAGCUGUGGCCCAAAAUCGUCUGAAAUCCAAUACAUGAUCAUGAAGUAACCACCAACUGGCUCCAAGGCCACCUUCACUACAUAGUCCAAUCCUCCGAUGGGCAAGAGUUAGAAUUAAAGCGUCCUAACUUGGUUUAGGCUAUAAAAUGACUUUUGUAACCAAAUUUAUGCAUCAUCGUCAAUUGAUAUUUAGCUAUCACCACCAUAUUAAUUAUUCUCUGCACAAGGGAAUAAAAGAGAAGGAGAGUGAAAUGAUGGGAAAAGAGUCAAAUGGAUUUUAGAUGAAAAUAAUAAUUAG